AUGUUUGUUAAAAGAUCUGAUAUACCUUAUAUGAUUUUUGCCAGUUCAUUAAUGGCAGCAUCAGCUGUUGCAACUCCGUUACAAACUGUUAUGUAUGGUAAUAUCUUUAGUAAGUUAAGUGACUACUUUUUAGGCGAUAUUGCAACCCUUGGAGAAUUCAUUAGUCAAGUUAGAUUAUUGUGUGGUGCUAUUAUGAUUAUUGGUGCUGGUAAGAUGGUAUUUACAUUUUUAGGGGUCUUCUUUUGGAUGAAAUUUGGCGAGAAACAACAAACAAGAGCCAGAAAUGCAUUAUAUGCUCAAGUAUUUGAUAGGAAAGUGGAGUGGUUUGAUACUAAAGCAAACCUUAUGGGUGAAGUAUCCCAAGUUAAUCGUUGUGUGGAAGAAUUAAGAUCAGGAACUUCUGAAAUUAUAGGUUUAUUAAUCCAAACCAUUGCUUCAAUUAUUGCUUUACUUAUCACUUCUUUUUACCAUUCUUGGUCUUUAACAUUGGUUAUUAUGGCUAGUACUCCAAUCAUGGCUGUAGUUGGUUGGUUUUUUGGUAAGUUAACUUACAUGAAUCAAGAAGUUGAAAAUGAAAUAACCGCUAAAGCUUCAAAAAUCUUAGAUUGGACUUUAGUUUAUGGAACUGUGGUGAGAUUAUUUAAUGGGAAAUACGUCGAAAUUGUUAAAUUUAAUAAAUUAGUUGAUAAUUCUGCAAAAGCAUUCUUUAAAGUUUCCAAUGCCAUUGCAGCAAAUGGAGCAUUAUUACGUUCAUUAUCUUUGUUGAUGUUUGUUCAAGGAUUUUGGUUCGGAAAUUCUAUGAUUAGACUCGGAAAACUUGAGAUUAAUCAAGUGUUUACUUGUUUCAGUUCUUGUUUAAUGCUUGGUGCUUCUAUUUCAGAUCUUGGGGGUAUUUUAGCUACUUUAAAUAAAGCCCAUGCAGCAGCUGGUAAAAUUGAUAAGUUUCUUGAUACAAAGGAUAAUGUCGAUAAAUCCCCUCAACUUUAUCCUCAAAGAUGUUAUGGUGAUAUUCAAUUUCAAAAUGUUGUAUUUCAAUAUGCUAGUAGACCAGAAAAUGUAUUAAAGGGGACAAGUUUCAAAUUAAUGCCAAAUGAGUUAAAUUUUAUUAUUGGUCAAUCAGGUUCAGGUAAAUCAACAGUAACUCAUUUAUUAAUGAAAUUGUAUUCUCCAACAUCAGGAAGAAUUAAGGUGGAUGGAUUUGAUAUUUCAACAGUUAGUCAAAAAUGGUUGAGUAACAAUAUUACACUUGUUCUUCAAAACUCGGUAAUUUUUAAACAAUCGUUAAAAGAUAAUAUUGCUUUGGCGGUUUAUAACAGGUUUGAUUCUUUACAUGAUGUUCCAGAUCUUCUUAUUGAUGACGCUUGUAAGUUUUCUUUAUUGGAUGAGGUAAUUGAUGGCUUAGAUGAUGGGUUAAAUACCAAGAUAAAUCAAUCAACUUUAUCAGGUGGUCAACAACAAAGAUUAGCUAUUGCGAGAGCUAAGAUAAGAGAUACACCAAUUCUUAUCCUUGAUGAAGCUUUCAGUGCUCUUGAUAAUAAAAACAGAGAUUUGUUAUUUUCCAGAAUCAAAAAAUGGAGAAGAGGAAAAACUACCAUUAUAAUUACUCAUGAACUCAGUCAAAUAGAACCAACUGAUUAUACAGUGUUAAUGGAAGAUGGUAUAGUUAAACAACAAGGUCCUUUCUAUACGAUGGAAAAUUUUGUAUAUAAUGAAGAAAAAGUCGAUCCUAUAGUUGCUACCAUUUCAGAAAAGGCGAUUAAAAGGGCUAAUAGAGAAUCAGUGUAUGAUUAUAAAUUAAAUCCAGUUAUUUUGAAAGAUCUUGAAAAACAACAAACCACAAAAGAUGAUAAAGAGAAAAAGGAGGAAGAUGAAGUUAUGGGUGUUUUGGCCAUUUUGAAGUAUUGUAAGAAUACUAUGGAUAGAAAGGAUCUUAUAGUUAUUGGUUUGAUCUUCUCUGUUCUUGCUGGUGGAGCAGGUCCUGUAUUCUCAUAUUGUUUUUCGCAGCUAUUAAAUAAUAUGAUGAACACUGCUAUUGGUGUUGAACAUGUUAAUUCUGCUUUGAUAAAAUGGUCCUGUAUUGUUAUUGGUGUAGCCAUCGCUACUGGUAUAGUCCAUUAUCUUUCCCAAUACAUUCUUUCUAUUGCUGGUGAAAAAUGGAUUAUCAGUCUUAGGAAGUUGUGUUUCACAAGAAUCAAUGAACAAGAUAUGAGUUAUUUUAACAAUAAUGAGAAGACAAAACCAGCAGAAAUAACUGCUCUUUUAAUGAAUGACACCCGUGAUUUAAGAGCUUUAGUAACUGAAUUUAUAUCUGUCGCUAUUAAUUUAAUUGUGAUGUUGUUAGUUGGUAUCAUAUGGUCUACAGUUAUAGGAUGGAAGCUUUCAUUAGUAGGUCUUUCAUUUGUUCCAUUGAUUUUGAUUAUAACCAGAGUAUAUGGUAUGUUCUUACAAUCUUCUGAACAUAAAUAUAAAUCCAGUAUUGCAAAGUUGGAAAAUCACAAUCAUGAAACUGUCAGUUGCAUAAAAUCUAUCAUUCUGUUAAACUUAUACACUUAUUUUAAGGAAGAGUAUGAAAUUAGAAUUUUCGAAGUCAAUUCAAUUUCUGUUAUAAGAGCUGCACAUACUGCAUUUGGUCUUGCUCUUUCUGAGCUCUGUAAUGCUAUAGCUACGGGUGUUAUCUUAUAUUAUGGUAUGGUUCUAGUAGGAAAUCUUGAGUACACAAGAGAUCAGUUGUUAGAAGUGGUUACUGUGUUAACGUUGACCAUGACUAAUGCAGCUGGUUUACUUAAUCAAAUUCCUGAAAUUGCCAGAGGUCAAAGGGCUGGUACCUUUAUUAUCAAAUUGUUAGAAUUACAACCUUCACAAGUUGAAAUUGGUGGUGAGAUUAAACCUGUAAGAUUAAGAGAGCCAGUUAUACUGUUCAAAAAUGUGAAUUUCUCUUAUGGUUCUGGAGUGAAUGUGUUGAAGAACAUAUCUUUUGAAAUUCACAAGAACGAAACGGUGUCCAUAUUAGGUGGAUCUGGAAGUGGUAAAUCAACUGUUACUUCAUUAUUAACAAGGCUAUAUGGUGGUUAUAACGGUGAUAUCUUUGUUUCCAAUUUCGAUCUUAAGAAAUUGGAUAUUGACUGGUUGAGAGAAGCUAUUAGUGUAGUUCCACAAUUUCCUAGAUUCUUUGAAGGUACCAUUCGUGAAAACUUACUAUAUGGAUUAAAUCCUCAAAUGCAAGUUUCAGAUGAUGAUAUCUAUGAACUGUUCAAGAUUUCCAAUAUGUAUUCCUUAGUUGUCUCCUUACCUGAAGGUUUGAACACGAAAAUUGGGGAAGGUAUGAAUGCUUUAAUGUCAGGUGGGCAGUUGCAAAGAUUAGCUAUAGCUAGAGCCCUUGUGAGGAAUCCUAAAAUUUUGAUAUUGGAUGAAUGUACUUCAAACUUGGAUCCAGAAAAUAAGAAAAUGAUAGCUGAAUUGAUUCAGGAAAAACUUAUGGGUAAAUACACUAUUUUAUUGAUUUCCCAUGAUGUUGAUAUGAUGAAAUUUUCUAGAUUGGUGGUAUUACAACAAGGAAGAAUAGUAGAGCAAGGUCAUUAUGACGAACUUUACAGUAAAAGGGGAGAAUUGUACAAAAUUACCAAUGGAAUAAAUUAA
This is a messenger RNA of Scheffersomyces coipomensis, 3636 nucleotides long. It is a transcript of the gene HST6, whose product is annotated as ATP-binding cassette alpha-factor transporter. Lineage: Eukaryota; Fungi; Ascomycota; Pichiomycetes; Serinales; Debaryomycetaceae. The transcript has a single exon. The record is from RefSeq and is a predicted model, not a curated record. The coding region runs from base 1 to 3636 and encodes 1211 amino acids. Gene Ontology annotation, biological process: transmembrane transport. Gene Ontology annotation, molecular function: ABC-type oligopeptide transporter activity; ATP binding; ATP hydrolysis activity. Gene Ontology annotation, cellular component: membrane.